GACGUGAAGAGGGAGUUCCUGAAGUUUUCAAAGAGGGUGGCACACAUUGUACUUCUGAAUCUGUUUGCAGAACCUCAUACACACUCACACACACACACACAUAUUAACAUGCACAGAUUCAUGCAGGUCCAGAUGCACGCUCACAUAUGGUUCUGUUUACCCGUAGAGGUUUGAUUGACAGGAGGCGAUACGUCACCACACCAACAAGAAGAAGAAGAAGAAGAAGAAUGGGAAGGAAACUAAACAACACGAGUGUCCAGUUGCAGAGAUGGACUGAGACCACCCAGAGGGACAGGACCCACUAGAGGAUCCAACCCACUGACAUGGGCUGGGACUGGCUGACCCGGGGUCUGCUGCUACGUGUGGUGGUGGUCCUCACCGCUGUGGGUUUGUGCGUUCACGUUUACCUGGAGAUGCGUUGGCAGAACCCAGCAGCACCUCUGACUCCCAGACGUAGGAUUCAGUCCAGAGGAAGCCGAAGUAAACAGACGUCUGCGCAGACGGAGACGCAGGGACACGGAGACGGCAAGAGGAGGAUCUCCUACGUUCGAACGCUCAAGAAGGACAGAGCGGGAAGAAAGAGAGAUGGAGGUGCAGAGGACCCCUCACCUGCAUGCUGCCCACCUCUACACCAGCACAAAAAGGCUCCUCGGUGGCACAUAGACCUGGAGCCCUGGGCCAGCCACAGUCAUUCUCUGGAGGAUGAAGCCAGAAGGUUCCUCAAAUACAUCACAACACCACAAGUGUCCUGUCUGUCACCAGUGGGGGAUGAAGCCACCCACGGGGGGGCCGAAGGGGCCUGGGCGGUGUGUCUGGACCCCAAAUACAGCCUGAGCCACAGGAUACACAGCAAACACUGCAGGGUCUACUCGUUUGGGUUGGGGGCCGAUGACUGGUCCCUGGAGUACUCCCUCGCCAGAUCUGGGUGUGACGUGCACUGCUUCGAUCCCAGUCUGAAACAGUCUCACCUGCAGAAGGCUCAGAUGUGGCUUCAUCGGCUCUCUGUGGACUGGAGAGACCCCAACCCCGCCAUGGCCCAGCGUCAGCAGAGCAACACCAAGAAACUGGCAACCAUCCUGAACAACUUUGGACACAGACAGGUGGAUGUACUGAAGGCGGACAUGGAAAGCGCCGAGUGGAAGAUUUUGGAAAAUUUAAUCCUGGAAGGUGUUGUGGACUCGGUGGGUCAGCUGCUUCUGGAGCUCCACCUACACUGGGCGGGGUUUGAGGUGCCCGGGGACAACCCCUCGGUGGUGCGCUACUGGUUCAGCCUGCUAAAGGAACUGGAACGGGCUAACUUCCGCCUCUUUCACGUCCACAGCGACCCCACAAAACCGCACCUUUUCCUGCAUAAGAACGUCCUGAACGCCAGCAGCGCCUACACGUUAGGCUGGGUCAACACGCAGUGGAAAACCGAAUGAAUGUCAGACUGUCCGAUAAAAGCGAAAACUGAACUGCAACAACACAAAUGUGCAAAGUUGGAUAAACUUUAAGGGCAUUACUUGCAUAGUGUUUGGUUUGUUUUUGUUUGUUUUUUUUGUAGUGACUAUAAAUCCUUUAUUUAUGCUUUAUUAACCCUCCGGUACCCCGCCCAGCAAGGCCCGUACU
Molecule: messenger RNA, 1608 nt
Organism: Sphaeramia orbicularis (orbiculate cardinalfish)
Lineage: Eukaryota; Metazoa; Chordata; Actinopteri; Kurtiformes; Apogonidae
Gene: mettl24
Product: methyltransferase like 24
Exons: 5
Coding region: 324-1421 (365 amino acids)
Source: RefSeq, a predicted model, not a curated record